This is a messenger RNA of Dama dama (fallow deer), 1248 nucleotides long. RefSeq names its product MAS related GPR family member G (gene MRGPRG). Gene Ontology annotation, biological process: G protein-coupled receptor signaling pathway. The coding region runs from base 1 to 1248 and encodes 415 amino acids. The record is from RefSeq and is a predicted model, not a curated record. Gene Ontology annotation, molecular function: G protein-coupled receptor activity. Lineage: Eukaryota; Metazoa; Chordata; Mammalia; Artiodactyla; Cervidae. Gene Ontology annotation, cellular component: membrane. The transcript has 5 exons.
AUGUUCGGGAUCUGGGGGACCUUCAGCAGCGUGGUUUUCUACCUCACCCUGGCCGUGGGCCUUGGGGGGCUGCUGGGCAACGCGCUGGUGCUCUGGCACCUCGGCUUCCACAUCAAGAAGGGCCCCUUCGCCGUCUACGUGCUCCACCUGGCCGCCGCAGACUUCCUGUUCCUGGGCUGCCAGCUGGCCUUCUCGGCUGUGCAGGUGGCCCUGGGCUCCGAGCACAGCCUCUACUUCACGGUCACCUUCGUGGCCUUCUCCGUGGGCCUCUGGCUGCUGGCGGCCUUCAGCGCCGAGCGCUGCCUCUCCGACCUCUUCCCCGCCUGCUACCAGGGCUGCCGCCCCAGACACACGUCGGGCGUCGUCUGCGGCCUCAGCUGGGCCCUGGCCCCGCCGGCCGUGCUGCUGACGGCCGACGCCUGCGGCCUUCUGCGCAAGAGCGCGCGCCCGCUGGCCUGCCUGCACUACCACGCGGCCAGCGUCGCCGGGCUGCUGGCCCUGGCCUGCGCGGCCUUCGCGGCUGGCCUGGUCCUCUUCGUCUGGGUGGCGUGCUGCUCCCAGCGCCAGCGCCCGCGGUUCUACGGCACCGUGCUGGGCUCCGCGCUCCUGCUGCUCGUCUGCGGCCUCCCCUACAUCCUCUGCUGGACCCUGCUCCCGUACCUCCCGAGCUUCCUGCUGUCCACCUUCUUCCCGCUGGCCACCCUCCUGGCCUGCGUCCACUGCAGCGCCAGGCCCCUCAUCUACGUCACGGUGGGCCGGCAGCCGGGCCGGCGGGAACCUCUGCGGGCGGUCCUUCGGCGCUCCCUGGGGGAGGGCGUCCAGCUGGGGGGCCAGAGGGACCCUCCAGGACUCCACAUCAUUCCCCGGCUCACCCACUCUGGGGACCCAAGGGCUGGGGGCCGGCCCCAGGAAAUAGCUGCGGGGCCCCCUGAGGGGCCGUCCAUCUGCGUGCCGCUGGCAGAGACAGACGGGCCGCCGGGCAGCUGGCAGUGUCUGGGCCGGGUGACCUCCAGCAAGUCGCCUGACUGCGGGGAGCCUUGUCUUCAGAAGGAGAAGCAGAGUACAUCUCCGACAUGGAGUCCGAGGAAGGAGGCAGGAGGCCAGGCUGGCAGAGGGCGGGCCGUGACCUUCCUGACCUUCAAGGUGUGCGCCAGCCACGAGACAGCGGCCGGCCCGGGGACAGCGGGCAAGGGCAUCCCCGUGAUCUUCUCCCCGGGCUGGUCUUUCCUGUGGUUCUGCUCAGAGUGA